AAACAAAGUUGUUACCCAGGCAACAGAGGGACGCAGAGCUCUCCGCAGUGUAUUUUUGGAUCCUAGAGAGCCACCCAAAAACUGACCCAGAAUAUGGAAUCUGAAAAUGCAGAAGCUGAAAAUAUGGAAUCCGAAAACAUGGAAAUUGAAACCAUUUCCUCAGUUUCAGCUCUGCAGGCUCUCUCUAAGCUGCUUUAUCCGGAAGAGGAUGACUUUGAGUCCGGACAGUCAAAUAGUUCAUCUGCAAUGGGAGCUAUGGGUCCUGGGAAUAUUGGACCACCAAAAAGAGAAGCGCUUAAAGUCAUCCCUCAAACAAGUGAUGAAAAUAGUGAGCACAUCUGGAAUCCAGAGGAGGUUCCAGAAGGGGCAGAGCACCAUGAUGUGUGGGAUAUUAGAGAAACACCAGAAUAUGAAGUUGUGUUCAAACAGCAGGUGGGAACUGAAGAUAUGUUCCUGGGAUUGACCAGAAAGGACCCUUCAACUGCGUGUUGUAAGGAUCUAGUGAUUAAAAUUAAACUGCCAAAUACGAACCUUUCUGAAAUUGAAAUCAACAUUCAGGAAAUGACCCUUGACCUCCGUACUCCUAAUAAGAAGCUGUUGGCAACCCUUCCCCAUCCUGUGGAAUGCAGCAGUGCCAAAGCUUUCUAUAUUGUUGAAACUGAGACUCUCGAGGUCACUGUGACUAUGAAACGAGAGUUGGAUUUUAUUAAUUUCUUCUGAAACAACAUGAAUAAGGAGGAAAAGUGGUAAAAUACCACUGAUAAAAAAUUUAAAACUUUGAAAAAAUUGGUUAAUGUUUUCUAUCUUCUCUUUAUUAUUCUGACAUAUUUCAGGCAGGGCCUAAAUUCAAUUCUAGCGCUAUUCUGAUCAUUUACAGUCAUUUCUAUUAAUCUAGUAGAAAAUGCUGUUUUCUCAUACUAAUAAGCUAUUCCAUUUUUAUAGUGAUAGCUGGAUAGAAUUUACAGGCUAACCAAUUAGAUUACUACAUGGUCAGCUAAAUAACUGAAAUAUGACCAUGAAAUCGUUGGUCCACUUAUUUCAGUAGUCUGAAGAACUCAAGCCAAUUGAUUAUACCUUGAUACAAUCAGUUGCAUAGCAAUUGGUCAUUACUGUCACCAGAAAAGCUUAUUUAGUUUCCUUUUUGUUGAUUUAGUCAAAUGAUUUCCAGUGUUCUCUGUUUAGGCUCUCACUAUUGUUCUGUAAUAUACAAAUAACAGAGGAUUAUAAAUAGUGCCAUACGAACAACAUGUUUUACUUGAAUAAGAAAUACUCUUGAGCACACAGUGUUAUUUGGCUUCCUCGGUCCUGUUCUCAGUGUUUGGAUCUAUUUAAGUUAAAAAUAUUUUCCUUUUGUGCACUAAUAAUUAUUAACAAUGCCUUUUUGAGUACUGUGUUUAUAUUUAGUAAUUGAAUUUCUUGACAUUUAAAAGGAAUAUAAAGAAAAGUGUGGCGCAUUUACAAAUCCUGUUCUCUCUCAUUUCCUAUAUUUAUUCGUAAUUGGACAUACUUAUGUUAUGAAUUUGUACCCUGCCUCUU
Molecule: messenger RNA, 1536 nt
Organism: Balaenoptera acutorostrata (minke whale)
Lineage: Eukaryota; Metazoa; Chordata; Mammalia; Artiodactyla; Balaenopteridae
Gene: DNAAF6
Product: dynein axonemal assembly factor 6
Exons: 7
Coding region: 94-720 (208 amino acids)
Biological process (GO): flagellated sperm motility; axonemal dynein complex assembly
Cellular component (GO): cytoplasm
Molecular function (GO): protein-folding chaperone binding; dynein intermediate chain binding
Source: RefSeq, a predicted model, not a curated record